Messenger RNA from Ostrea edulis (European flat oyster), 2112 nucleotides. RefSeq names its product BOS complex subunit ncln-like. Gene Ontology annotation, biological process: regulation of signal transduction. The transcript is spliced from 15 exons. NCBI's taxonomy places the organism in Eukaryota, Metazoa, Mollusca, Bivalvia, Ostreida, Ostreidae. The coding region runs from base 291 to 1970 and encodes 559 amino acids. The record is from RefSeq and is a predicted model, not a curated record. Gene Ontology annotation, cellular component: endoplasmic reticulum membrane.
GUUCUAGGAAGUCCGAUCUCGAUCCUGAAUCAUGUCUCUCAUGAAACAGAACUUUAAAGACGAAAUUGGUGUUGCUUGAUAUUUCGUUUGUAUAUGUUAGAUGCCGAAAUUUAAUUUGCAUUUAUUUUUAUUCACAGUCACUUGAUUUAUAUAGAAAUAUUGCCACAUCGGGUUCAACAAUCAUUAGAACAUAACCCACGCUCGAUCACUCGAGGGGACAUCCGUCGAUCCGACAUCGGAAAUUCGUUACUUUAGGCCGGCACCGUCUCUGCGGUUUAAACUCUCCAGCCAUGGUGCUUGGUGAUGUUGGAGAAUUGUUUGAGAUGUUUAAGAACAGUUUUCCGUUUUCCUUCUUAUUUUUCAUCCCCAUUCUCAUUAUCCUCUCUCCCGUGAGUCCAGUUUCGGCAGCACACGAGUUCGCUGCCCUUCGCAUGCAGCAGUAUGAUCUUCAUGGUGUAAGCUAUGGUUGCAGAAGCUCCCCAGUGAAUAUGGAAGCUCGUCCAAUUGAUGCUAAGAUGAUCACCAGGCGCUGCAUUGUUGCCAGGUUACAGGAGGUGUCCAUUUCUAAAUACCGGGAUCUGAUACAGGAGAAUGUGGGAGCUCUUCUGGUGUUGUUGCCAUCUAAUCUUAGCUCCAUCUCCAAAGAGGACAAGCAGCUCUUGCAGAUUCUGGAGAAAGACUUGCUGACAGAGGAGACUACCAUGCCUGUGUAUUUUGCUUUAGAGACAGAGGAGCUGUCUUCAAUUUAUAAAGAAAUUCACAGAGGAAAUGUGGGAGAUCAAGCUGUCACUGCUGUUCAAGCCCUGAUGAGUGGUGCAACAGCAAAUGGUUUCCAGAUGGUUGUUGCAGGAUCCCAAGCCAAGAGUCUGGGAGAAUUUCAGAUCACAAACAUUCAGGGUCACUUGUCAGGAUAUGGCAUUGAGGAACAACUUCCCACUAUUGCAGUAGUGGCUCACUAUGAUUCCUUCGGAAUUGCCCCAGGCCUGGCUGACGGCGCUGAUUCUAAUGGUAGUGGAGUAAUAGCACUGCUGGAAUUAGCUCGUCUCUUCUCCAAGCUCUACACUAACUCAAGGACUCAUGCCAAGUUUAACAUGGUCUUCUUGCUGUCUGGGGGAGGUAAAUUUAAUUAUCAAGGAACAAAGAGGUGGAUUGAAGACAAUUUAGACUCGCAAGAUACAAACGUAUUGUCUGAUGUGUCCUAUGUGUUAUGCCUGGACAGCAUUGGUAAAUCAGAUGAACUCUAUCUUCACGUUUCAAAACCCCCUAAAGAAGAUUCGCCGGGCAGCCAAUUCCUCCAGAAUUUGCAAAAUGUAGUCAAGUCAUUUUAUCCCGGUGUAAAGUUUGAUAUGGUGCACAAGAAGAUCAAUUUAGCUGAGGAUCUUUUGUCAUGGGAACACGAAAGAUUCAGCAUUAAGCGUCUACCAGGAUUUACUCUAUCUCACUUCAGCUCACACAAAGACCCAGACAGAAACACCAUUCUGGACAAACGGGAAAGUGUCGAUUCGGUAAAGCUGAGCAGAAAUAUUGGCAUCAUUGCUGAGGCUCUUGCAAGAUUUGUUUACAAUGUCAGUAGCCAUGGCAACCUACAACUUUUCUCUGGAGGCCUGGGUGUCCAACAGGACCUAAUUGAGGCGUGGCUGGGACAACUGACAUCUCAACCUCGGGCCACACAGCUGAUUCCUAAAGACCACAGUCUACUCAGCAACCUAGAGGAAGCCAUGAGUCGCUACCUAAAGGACAUCAGACGAACAACGUUCAGGGCAGAUAAAAGAGAUCCAGAAUUCCAGUUCUAUGAUGGUGCUAAGUACACAAUGAGUGCAUACAAUGUGAAACCUGCCAUAUUUGACCUGUUCCUAGCCGUGGCUAUUGUUGGUUACCUGGCUGUCGUCUAUCUCGCUGUUCAGAAUUUCCACUUUUUCUAUGGUGCUAUGCAGAAACUGUCAAGUCCGAAAAAAGUAAAAGUGCAAUAGAUAGUAGAUGGAGUAUGUAAAAUGCUGUUCUCUGAAGAUUGCUGUGUCACCCUACUCAAUAAAACCUAGUUAGCAUUGUGAUAUGCUGAAUGAACAAUCCAAAGAUGUCUUUUUAUACUUCUUAAAUAAAUGUCAUUUUUUA